Hevea brasiliensis (rubber tree) is the source of this 868-nucleotide messenger RNA. Its product is annotated as glutathione S-transferase DHAR2. Gene Ontology annotation, molecular function: glutathione dehydrogenase (ascorbate) activity. The transcript is spliced from 6 exons. Bases 97 to 735 code for a protein of 212 amino acids. Lineage: Eukaryota; Viridiplantae; Streptophyta; Magnoliopsida; Malpighiales; Euphorbiaceae. Gene Ontology annotation, biological process: ascorbate glutathione cycle; cellular oxidant detoxification; protein glutathionylation. The record is from RefSeq and is a predicted model, not a curated record.
AAUAAAUACAGGCUCAUACUUAUCCAUCAGCAUUUCUGCUUUCUUCAUUUCUUCCACUAACCAAGAUCACAAGGUUCCCUGCAAUUCUUAAUAAAAAUGGCUUUAGAGAUCUGUGUCAAGGCUGCUGUUGGCGCUCCUCAUGUUAUCGGAGACUGCCCAUUCUCCCAAAGAGUUCUCUUGACUUUGGAAGAGAAGAAACUUUCCUAUAAGUUGCACCUGAUUAAUGUCAGUGACAAGCCUCAAUGGUUUUUGAAAAUAAGCCCAGAAGGGAAGGUGCCAGUGGUGAAAUUUGAUGACAAAUGGGUGCCAGACUCUGAUGUGAUUGUUGGGAUUCUAGAGGAGAAAUACCCUGAGCCAUCUCUUGUCACCCCUCCUGAAUUUGCUUCUGUAGGUUCAAAGAUAUUCCCAUCUUUUGUCAAAUUCUUGAAGAGCAAAGAUUCCAACGAUGGAUCUGAGCAGGCAUUGCUUGAGGAAUUGAAGGCAUUGGAAGAGCACCUUAAGGCACAUGGUCCAUUUAUUGCUGGAGAAAAGAUCAUUGCUGUGGAACUGAGCUUGGCACCAAAGCUGUACCAUCUUGAGGUUGCUCUUGGCCAUUUUAAAAAGUGGACUGUCCCUGAAAACUUGCCUUAUGUCCACAAUUACAUGGAGUUGCUCUUCUCCCGGGAAUCUUUCCAGAAGACCAAGGCUACAACGGAACAUGUGAUCGCAGGGUGGGAGCCUAAGGUCAAUGCAUGAAGUAGUUCUGAGUAUUCUAUGAAAUAUGGUUGAAACUUGAGAAUUGUGUAUCAAACUUGUAAAAACCCAGAUGUAUGCCAGUGGUUGUGUCACCUUCUAUGAUUUAAUAAUGGUAUUUGCUAUUAAUUAGUAA